This is a messenger RNA of Coccidioides immitis RS, 390 nucleotides long. RefSeq lists its product as uncharacterized. Lineage: Eukaryota; Fungi; Ascomycota; Eurotiomycetes; Onygenales; Onygenaceae. The transcript is spliced from 2 exons. Gene Ontology annotation, cellular component: pericentric heterochromatin. The coding region runs from base 1 to 390 and encodes 129 amino acids. The record is from RefSeq and is a predicted model, not a curated record. Gene Ontology annotation, biological process: negative regulation of transcription by RNA polymerase II; chromatin organization. Gene Ontology annotation, molecular function: chromatin binding.
AUGGGUGAGGCAUCAAUGCAUUCUCUCACAAUACUGGUAGAUGAUCAUCAUGAGUGGAAAGUAGAUAAGAUCUUAGAUAACAAAAUACACUACUACAAGAGAUGUUAUCUAGUGAAGUGGAAAGGAUUCUCUAUUGGGGAAUCAAUGUGGGAAUCUGAGAAAAAUCUUGAAAAUGCACAAGAGACCCUUAAAAAUUACCUAAAGAAAAGAUAUAAUUAUAGGAAGCAAGAAGGCAUGCCACAAGAGUGCCUGAGAUGUGGUUAUAACAGUAGUAAACUGGCUAUAGAUGAGCAAGACUCAGGAGUCACAGAUAUGUUUAAUAUAAUGAUAAAUAAAACUACAACAAAAGAUACAGUUACAGAGAAAGACAUUACAGAUGAAGAACUAUAA